AUGAAAAAUGAAAUUUCAUUUCAAACAAAGAUGAAAUUUGACAUAAAUUUAGCUGUUCCGCAUAUUGAAAAUGGAUUAAAAAACGCAGCAGAUAGUAUUGCACAAGGAGUAACAACAGGGGCUACACAAGUCGGCAAUGGCGCUACUAGUGUUGGUACUGGGGUUACAAGUCUCGGUGACGGUGCCAGAAUAAUUGACCAGCAAAAGAAAUUCAUUACCUUUCUGAACCAUCGUCAAACAGUAAUCAACCAAAUCAUCAAUUCUAAGAAGAAUAGUAGAACGAAACUGGUUAAGAAACAGGAAGUUAUUAACUCUGGUUUAUGAGUUCAGUUCGUAGUGGAUCUCUCACAGAGUUGUACAAAACAACUGAAUGUAUUCAGAGAAAACUAG
Molecule: messenger RNA, 390 nt
Organism: Adineta ricciae
Lineage: Eukaryota; Metazoa; Rotifera; Eurotatoria; Adinetida; Adinetidae
Source: the annotation of a GenBank genome assembly